Messenger RNA from Lactuca sativa (garden lettuce), 3396 nucleotides. Its product is annotated as PA-domain containing subtilase family protein. Lineage: Eukaryota; Viridiplantae; Streptophyta; Magnoliopsida; Asterales; Asteraceae. Gene Ontology annotation, molecular function: serine-type endopeptidase activity. Gene Ontology annotation, biological process: proteolysis. The record is from RefSeq and is a predicted model, not a curated record.
AGACUCACUUGUCAACACGACUCCACCUUGGUUCGCUACCUUGUCUGGCGCCUUCCCAAAAAGUGAAAAACCCUAACCACCACCACCACCACCUCUCGAACACACAUUCACACACACACUGUCCUUUGCUCUAUCUACACUCAUCCCUUCAUCCCAAAUAUGCUCUCAUUGCCAAAUUUCCCCAUCAUUUAAUUUCGAUUUUACUCUACUUCAUGAUUAGUCAGUAAUGUAGCUGUUCAUUUCACUUGUUUCUGAAAACAACUCAAGUUUGCUACUUACCCACUUACUGUAGAUCCCUAAAGACUGUACUGGGGUUUUCAUUUGAUUCCUUUCUUGGAUCAAUGUGAGUAAAGUUGUCAACUUUUUCGGGUUAAUCUUUUCUGGGUUUUGAGUUUUAGUGUUGAUUCAAGAAGUGAAGUUCACAAAAUCGUUCUUUUUAUUCCUUUCUUCUACACAUUGUGAUGUUUUUGUGUGUAUAAAACCCAAGGAUCGCAUGUAAUUCAAAGGGUGUGUUGCAUAUUGAAUCAAACUGAUUUUCCUAGAGACGAUGAUGAAUGUCGAGCAUAUCUUCACAAUUUCGAUCUUAUUCGCCCUUUUGAUCAUAACAAAAUCCGAAGUUUACAUCGUAACAAUCGAAGGAGAUCCAGUGAUAAGUUAUAGAGGCGGCAUUGAUGGUUUUGAAGCCACUGCUGUCGAAUCCGAUCAGAAACUCGAUGUCACAAGUGAUUUGGUGACGUCAUACUCCCAACACCUCGAAACAAGACACGAUAAUCUUCUCGAAUCACUAUUUGAUGACGAAACAUACACAAAACUUUACAGCUACAAGCAUCUCAUCAACGGUUUCGCAGUCCAUAUUUCUCCAGAACAGGCAGAAACGCUAAGGCGAACCCCUGGUGUGAAAUCAGUGGAUCAAGAUUGGAAAGUGAGGAAACUUACAACACACACCCCUCAAUUUUUGGGGCUUCCAACUGGAGUUUGGCCAACUGGAGGCGGAUUUGAUAGGGCUGGAGAGGAUAUAGUGAUCGGAUUUGUGGAUUCCGGGAUUUUCCCGCAUCAUCCGAGCUUCCGGAAUUCUGAUUCCGAACCUUAUGGGCCACUUCCGAGGUAUAGAGGGAAAUGUGAAGUUGAUCCUGAUACCAAGAGGAGUUUUUGUAAUGGAAAGAUCGUUGGGGCUCAACAUUUUGCAAAAGCCGCCACGGUUUCUGGAGCGUUUAAUCCUUCCGUUGAUUUUGCUUCUCCGUUGGAUGGUGAUGGACAUGGAAGUCACACUGCGGCGAUUGCUGCUGGAAAUAAUGGGAUUCCGGUGCGAGUGCAUGGAUAUGAAUAUGGAAAAGCAAGUGGAAUGGCUCCUCGUGCUAGGAUUGCGGUGUACAAGGCACUCUACAGGCUAUUUGGAGGCUUCGUUGCUGAUGUCGUUGCUGCCAUUGAGCAGGCAGUUCACGACGGUGUCGACAUUCUGAACCUCUCCGUUGGGCCCAAUAGUCCUCCGGCCACCACCAGAACCACUUUUUUAAACCCAUUUGACGCCGUUCUUCUCUCAGCUGUAAAAUCGGGUGUUUUUGUCGCACAAGCAGCCGGAAACGGAGGCCCUUUUUCAAAAACGUUAGUGUCUUACAGCCCUUGGAUCGCAUCUGUAGCUGCAGCUGUUGAUGAUCGGAGAUAUAAAAACCACUUGACACUUGGAAAUGGAAAGAUCCUCGCUGGAAUUGGCAUGUCACCUGCUACACGUUUGAAUCAAAAAUACACCCUUGUAGCAGCCAAUGAUGUGUUAUUGGAUUCUUCCGGAAAGUCAAGUACAUCUGAUUGCCAAAAACCCGAAGUUUUAAACAAAAAUAUGGUAAAAGGAAACAUACUUUUAUGUGGGUAUUCCUUCAAUUUCGUCAUUGGAACAGCAUCAAUGACUAAAGUCGCACAAACUGCAAAAACACUUGGUGCAAUUGGUUUUGUUCUUGCGGUUGAAAACACAUCUCCGGGAACAAAAUUUGAUCCUGUACCUGUUGGAAUCCCUGGAAUUCUCAUCACCGAUGUUAGCAAAUCCAUGGACCUUAUAGACUACUACAACGUCUCAACUUCAAGGGAUUGGACAGGGCGCGUGAAGAGCUUUAAAGCAGUGGGGUCCAUUGGAGAUGGUUUGGAGCCGAUUCUUCACAAAUCAGCACCAAUGGUGGCAUUAUUUUCAGCUCGAGGGCCAAACAUAAAAGAUUACAGCUUUCGAGAUGCGGAUCUUUUGAAACCCGAUAUUUUAGCACCCGGAUCUUUGAUUUGGGCUUCUUGGUCCCCUAAUGGAACCGAUGAGGCUAAUUACAUAGGAGAACACUUUGCUAUGAUUUCGGGAACUAGCAUGGCUGCACCACAUAUAGCUGGGAUUGCGGCCCUUGUGAAGCAGAAGCACCCUAGGUGGAGCCCUGCUGCCAUCAAGUCGGCUUUAAUGACAACAUCAAAUACACUUGAUAGAGCCGAGAGACCAAUUCUAGCCCAACAAUAUUCGGGUUCUGAGACCAUGACAUUUGUUCCAGCCACCCCGUUUGAUUAUGGCAGCGGCCAUGUCAACCCUAGAGCCGCCUUGGAUCCCGGUCUCAUUUUUGAUGCAGGUUAUCAAGAUUAUCUAGGGUUCUUAUGCACAACACCCGGACUCGACUCGCACGAAAUCCAAAACUACACACACCAGCCAUGCAACUACACACUCGGCCACCCAUACAAUCUAAACUCACCCUCAAUUGCUGUUUCCCAUCUCGUAAGAACUCAAUCCAUAACACGAACAGUCACAAAUGUUGAUGAAGAAGAGACAUACACAAUCACAGCUAGAAUGUCACCAGCUGUAGCCAUUGAAACGAGCCCUCGAGCCAUGACCCUCAAACCGGGUGCAACCCGUAAGUUCACGGUUACUCUAACUGUCCGGUCAGUCACUGGGACCUACAGUUUCGGGCAGGUUUUGUUGAAGGGAAACCGAGGGCAUAAGGUUCGGAUUCCCGUUGUGGCCAUGGGUUAUGAUCGGUAGUUUGUUGUAUUGUUUGUAAAAAAAAGUUGGAAGUACAAUGUUGUUAAGUUUUGUUGGAGCCAUUUCUUGCAAUUGCAACUUUGGUUGUACUUUAUGCCUCUUCGGUUGUGCAUUGGUGGAGGCGAAAUCGUAAUUGUGAAAUUUGGGGAUUUGUGGUGUAAUCGAGUUGAGUCUGACGGAUUUUCUAGGAGAGGUUGAGUAGCUCAACUUUGUCUAGUGUCAUUUUGAUGUGUUUUAUUAGAGUUAUAAUGAUUAAGUUUAGUGUAGUGAUGUUGUAAUAUUUGUAUUUCAUUUAGUAGAUGUAAUGAUUUGUAUUUCGUGUAGUAGAAUUUAUGUAUUAUUCUUGAUCUAAAAGCUUGGGGUUGUUAUAAUAGCUUAUAUGAUUCUGAUUUCCAACA